Molecule: messenger RNA, 6102 nt
Organism: Gigantopelta aegis
Lineage: Eukaryota; Metazoa; Mollusca; Gastropoda; Neomphalida; Peltospiridae
Exons: 17
Coding region: 1-6102 (2033 amino acids)
Biological process (GO): detection of mechanical stimulus
Cellular component (GO): membrane
Molecular function (GO): calcium channel activity; protein binding; calcium ion binding
Source: RefSeq, a predicted model, not a curated record
AUGUCCAGGCUCGAGUACGGCUCAUCCGGGGAUGCAGGCGCCGAUGGCAGUCGCGUCCUCUUCGGUGGAGACGAGUUGUUUGAUCAUGUGGCUAACAAGAGUCUCGACAUGGCGGUACAGCUGAGGGACGUGGACUUUAACUGUAGUUGUUGUAUUAUAUUUCAGAUCACUGUGGCUAACAAGAGUCUCGACAUGGCGGUACAGCUGAGGGACGUGGACUUUAACUGUAGUUGUUGUAUUAUAUUUCAGAUCACUGUGGCUAACAAGAGUCUCGACAUGGCGGUACAGCUGAGGGACGUGGACUUUAACUGUAGUUGUUGUAUUAUAUUUCAGAUCACUGUGGCUAACAAGAGUCUCGACAUGGCGGUACAGCUGAGGGACGUGGACUUUAACUGUAGUUGUUGUAUUAUAUUUCAGAUCACUGUGGCUAACAAGAGUCUCGACAUGGCGAUACAGCUGAGGGACGUGGACUUUAACUGUAGUUGUUGUAUUAUAUUUCAGAUCACUGUGGCUAACAAGAGUCUCGACAUGGCGGUACAGCUGAGGGACGUGGACUUUAACUGUAGUUGUUGUAUUAUAUUUCAGAUCACUGUGGCUAACAAGAGUCUCGACAUGGCGGUACAGCUGAGGGACAUGGACUUUAACUGUAGUUGUUGUAUUAUAUUUCAGAUCACUGUGGCUAACAAGAGUCUCGACAUGGCAGUACAGCUGAGGGACGUGGACUUUAACUGUAGUUGUUGUAUUAUAUUUCAGAUCACUGUGGCUAACAAGAGUCUCGACAUGGCGAUACAGCUGAGGGACGUGGACUUUAACUGUAGUUGUUGUAUUAUAUUUCAGAUCACUGUGGCUAACAAGAGUCUCGACAUGGCAGUACAGCUGAGGGACGUGGACUUUAACUGUAGUUGUUGUAUUAUAUUUCAGAUCACUGUGGCUAACAAGAGUCUCGACAUGGCGGUACAGCUGAGGGACGUGGACUUUAACUGUAGUUGUUGUAUUAUAUUUCAGAUCACUGUGGCUAACAAGAGUCUCGACAUGGCGAUACAGCUGAGGGACGUGGACUUUAACUGUAGUUGUUGUAUUAUAUUUCAGAUCACUGUGGCUAACAAGAGUCUCGACAUGGCGGUACAGCUGAGGGACGUGGACUUUAACUGUAGUUGUUGUAUUAUAUUUCAGAUCACUGUGGCUAACAAGAGUCUCGACAUGGCAGUACAGCUGAGGGACGUGGACUUUAACUGUAGUUGUUGUAUUAUAUUUCAGAUCACUGUGGCUAACAAGAGUCUCGACAUGGCGGUACAGCUGAGGGACGUGGACUUUAACUGUAGUUGUUGUAUUAUAUUUCAGAUCAUUGUGGCUAACAAGAGUCUCGACAUGGCGGUACAGCUGAGGGACGUGGACUUUAACUGUACUUGUUGUAUUAUAUUUCAGAUCACUGUGGCUAACAAGAGUCUCGACAUGGCGAUACAGCUGAGGGACAUGGACCUGUCUAUAGAAGACCUCAAGUCGACAGCCAUGGGCAUCCUUAGCGCCAUAUCCAGCGUGUCAGCCGCUUCAGCUUUCAACCUGAAGAGCGCUCUGAGAAGCGAGUACAAGAUGGACCAACUGUCUCCCGAGUUCUUCAACUUCGAUACGAACCUGGAGAGCAAACAGCAAGAUUAUAAAACAUCUAACAAAGGUGAAGCUGAAUUUCUACACACGAUGAACGUGCAUGAAAAACUACAAAUAGAAACGGCUAAGCAGAUUGCCCAGCAGCAGGAGAAGGUGAGAAAGGUCAUUGAGGAGGUGUGGGCUCAGAAAUCACUUCCGGGUGAGACGGACAUCCUCCGGUCACCGUCGUUCACGAUGUCGCUGAGUAACAUCGCUGUCGACGACAUCCCCGGAAUGACGUUCCAGGCAGACGCCGAACCCACCACGACACCGGAUCCUGACGUCGUGACGCCCAUGGUGAAAUUUACAGGUUCAAGCACGACAGACAUGUUCACCAAGAACCAAGUUGAGCCAGGAGACCACGUAUCCAUAUCGGUAAUAGCGACGAAAAACGACGCCGGGAGGUUUGCUCCGAACAGCGACAAACUGGGCGACACGAGCAACUUCCUGUCGGUGUCUGUGACGAACACGCUGACGGGGUUCCCAGUAGAGGUGGACGACACGCGAGACGACUUCAUCAUCAUGAUCCCGCGCGAGGACAACAAGCAGAACCUGUUCUUCAAGCAGGUGGAGCCCGUGCUGGCGCCCAUGUCCGACCUGUUCCUGCACAAGGCGAGGAUCACCAACAAGGAGGCGUCCUUCCACAUGGAGUUCGACAUCGCAGACCCUGGGGCGCAGCUCCUCGUCAUCGUCAACUUCGGCAAGAAGCCCAACAUCGAAACCAACGAGUGCGACUUCGUCGGCCUCAUUCCAAAGUCCAUGAAGAACCGUGAUACGAGCGAUCGUCAGCAGAUGAUGUUUUUCCUCAACAAUCACAAAGUGGGUGACUUCAUCGGCGACGUGUACGUGGGCGUGCGGCAGCUGGAGAAAGAACACCACGACGCCAAGUACCACGACUGCUCGGCGCUGCCGCCUUUCAACAAGUCAGAUGCACUCUCUGCAUUCAGGACAAACUACUCCUCCAGGAUAUUCACGUCCGGCUGUUUCUUCUUUGACGUGCCGACCCAGAGGUGGGAAACCAACGGUCUCACUGUUGGACCGAACACCAACGUGAAGGUGACAGAGUGUCUGUCCAACCACCUGACCUCGUUCGUCGGUGGCUGGUUCGUCUCGCCUAACACAAUCGACUGGGACUUUGUGUUCUCUCACGCCGACUUCUACACCAACCCCACUGUGUAUGUGACCGAGGUCGUCAUCGCCUUCAUAUACAUCCUCGCCGUCGUGCUCGCCAGGCGCAAGGACAAGAAAGAUGUUGAGAAGCUGGGUCUCACGCCACUGAAAGACAAUCACCCAGCCGACAAGUAUUAUUACGAAGUCAUUGUUUUUACUGGCAUGCGCAGAAAUGCAGGCACGGAUUCCAAAGUGUUUGUGAUCUUUUCCGGUGAAAACGACGAGACAGAUGCCCGGAUGUUGGCAGAUGACAAAAGAAAGGUAUUCCGUCGGGGUGGAGUGGACGGCUUUCUGAUGGCUGUGCGACAGCCGCUGGGACCACUGAAUUAUGCUCGGAUUUGGCACGACAACUCCGGGAAGGGGAAGUUUGGCUCGUGGUUUCUAAAGUACAUCAUUGUCCGAGAUAUUCAGACUGACCAGAAGUUCAUCCUCAUUGCUAAUCGCUGGUUUGCCGUUGAGGAGGACGAUGGGCAGGUGGACCGGGUUGUUCCAGUGGCUGGUAAGGAGCAGAUGUCGGAGUUCAGCCACCUGUUCACGGAACGCAGCAGGAAGAGUCUGGUGGACGGACACAUCUGGUUCUCCGUGAUGGCGCGCCCGCCCCAGAGCCGCUUCACGUGCGUGCAGCGCGUGUCGUGCUGUCUGUGUCUGCUAUUCACCACCAUGGUGGCCAACGCCAUGUUCUACGGGAUACCCCAAAACGACGACAGCCAGAAGCCGUUCAUCGUGGGACCGUUCGCUCUGACACCCACACAGAUUUUCAUUGGAGUUAUAUCGAACCUGGUUGUGUUCCCAAUCAACUUUCUCAUCGUUACUCUGUUCCGGAAGUCGAGGGCCCGCACCAAGCGGCCCUCCAGAAUUGAGGCAGCUCUGAAGGCGGCGCCGACUGCUUCCGUCGAUGACGUCAAACCGGAACUCGGUGCUAUCUGGCACACAAGCAAACCGUUCAUCAACACUAAGACUGAUGGAGCUAUUUCUCGACCUGCUUCAGCUUGCUCGGAGAAAAGUGUUCAGUCAGUGGAUGGACAGACUGAGAGACGAACAACGGAACCGAAACAAAAUGCGAACAAGAAGAAGAAGUUCGAGCUGCCGUGGUGGUUUCGCAUAGUGGCGUGGAUGGUGCUGUGGUUGACGACGUUCACGGCGGCGGCGUUCGUGACGUUCUACGCCAUUCAGUUUGGAGACCAGAAGACCAAGAAGUGGAUCACGUCUCUCCUGAUAUCGUUCUUGACGUCUGUGUUUGUUACUCAGCCCGUUAAGGUGUUUCUGACGGCCAUAUUCCUGUCCCUGAUCUUCAAGAGUCCAGGGGAGGAUCAGGGGGAGGAACCAGAGGACGAAGAGGAACCCAAUUUAAUGGAUGACCGGAAGUUGGCUAUGGAUGAAGAAUAUCUGCAUCAAAAUUCAAAUUAUGGUCCUGCAAGACCUCGUAAAAUCGGCUACCAGCCCCCAGAAAGGGCGGAACUGGAGAGAGCCAGGGAGGAGAGGAUGAAGGAGAUAAAGAUGUGGGAUAUCAUUCGCGAGAUCACCUUGUACUCGUUCUUCUUGUGGAUCCUGAUGGUGAUCAGCUACAGACAGAGGUCGUCCAACAGCUUCUUCUACAAGGACAGUAUCGAGAAACUCUUCAUCAACAACAAGGACAUGAAGAUGUCUUUCAUGAAGAUCCGAAACACGGAAGAGUUCUGGAAGUGGAGUCGGACAGACCUUGUGAACGGACUGCGAGCUAGCAACUACUACAACAACUAUCCACCAUUAAUGCUUCGAGGAUAUGUAGGAGACAAAGUGUCGAGGAUCAUGGGAUACGCCACUCUUAGACAGCUAAGAGUAAAGCCAGGAAAAUGUCAACCAGACAACCUGAUGAAAGACGUCAUCUCCAGCUGCACUACGUCAUACACGAUCUUUAGCGAGGACACGGCCGACUACAACGUUAGGUGGUUAUCUCUGCACAACACAACGAACCAGAAUCGGCCGGAAUACACGUACAGCAAAGCAUCCAAGCUAAACGGCUACCCGUACAUAGGCAAACUGACGGUGUAUGGGGGAGGGGGCUACGUGACGGAGUUGAGGGAGAGCAGGUGGGUGUUGAGGAGGAUGAUGUCGAGACUACAGCAGGAGCAGUGGGUAGACAAACACACCCGGGGGUUGUUCGUGGAGCUGACCGUGUACAACCCGCAGGUCAACCUGUUCGCCAUUGUGACAAUCAUAGCAGAGUUCUCGGACACUGGCGGAGUCGUGCCCUCGUACAGGAUUGAACCGGCCAUGCUGCUGCCUUACAUGUCGUCUGCACUUCUGUUCCAGGUCCUCUGCGAGAUAGUGUACUUCGUCUUCACCGUUAUGUUUAUCUUCAAAGAGAUGAAGAAACUCAUACAGCUCAAGUUUCAGUACUUCAAAUACGUCUGGAAUCUCGUUGAGCUAUCCAUCAUAGCGAUGUCCAUAGCGGCCAUAGUCGUCUACUUUUACAAGUUCAUCGUCACCAACCAGCUGACCUCGCAGUUCAAGCAGAACAAAGGCAACAAGUACAUGAAGUUCCAGUACGUUGGGUACUGGAAUGAGGUCUUCUCGUACAUCAUUGGCUGGUUGGUCUUCUUCGGCAGUCUCAAGUUCCUUAAGCUUCUGCGAUUCAACAAGAGGAUGUCCCUGCUGGCGGCGACUCUGCGGAAAGGCGCCAAGAGACUGGUCCACUUCAGCCUCAUCUUCUGGAUCGUCUUCCUGGCCUUCAUUCAGCUGUUCUACCUGACCUUCAUGUCCACGGCUCUGUCCUUCUCCAGCUUUGUCGGCUCCGUGGAGACCGGAGUCCUGAUGAUCAUGGGUCAGAUUGACAUCUUCAGCAUGACGAUGGUUCUGCCCAUCAUGUCCCACAUCUACGUGUUCCUCUUCGUCUUCACCAUCACCUUCAUCGUCGUCAACAUGUUCCUGUCCAUCCUCAACGAGACGUUCGCCGACGUCCGAGCCGAUCUGACGAAGAUGUCCAACGACUACGAGAUCCUCUCGUUCAUGCUGAACAGGUUCAAGAUGUGGACGGGACUCUGGGACGCUCCAGAAGCGAAGAAGAUUCGCAUAAGACGCCGCAAGUCGAGGGCAUACUGCAGCAAGACGGCGCUCGCCAUUGAAGAGUUCCCUGACCGCAUCGAUCGUCUGCUCAACUCGAUCUCCAACGUGUACAUGGAGGAUGGGGCCGAGGUGGGGAAGAGCGCGGCCAUGACCAACCAGAAGAUGAAACUGGCCAAGCUGAUGAAAUCCGACGAGGAACCGCUAUUUCUGGAUGACAUAUCGGAGGGAAGCAAGAAAGAUUAA